Messenger RNA from Durusdinium trenchii, 2526 nucleotides. Lineage: Eukaryota; Dinophyceae; Suessiales; Symbiodiniaceae. The record is from the annotation of a GenBank genome assembly.
AUGUCCGGGAACGUCGUGGCCCACUUGGAGGUGGUGCCAGAGCAGCCUUUGGCCGUGGAGGUGAAGAAAGAGCUCGAACGGAGGAUGGGCAUCAGCCACCAUCGCUUGCGUUUGCUGAAAGAUGGCCAUGAACUUUCUGAUGGUUCUUUUCAGGAAUUGGGAAGCCCCGAUGAGCUGCAUUUGGUGGUGCUUCCCUACCGCCAUGACAAGGCAACUGAGCUGCGCUCCGCCUCGGCGAUAGGCGACCUGGCGCAAGUGGAUCAGCUACUUCAACUCCCACAGGACCCCAAUGCGCUCAGUUGUGAAGCUCCUGGUCUGAGUGUACCCUUCAGCCCGUUGCAAUGCGCGGCAGAGUGUGGACACUUGGAAGUGGUACAACGAUUGCUCCAGGCCCGAGCAGCUCCGGAUACUGAGCUGCUGGGUCCCUUAUGGUUCGCCGCGGCGCAUGGGCAUGUGGAAGUGGUGGAAUGCUUGAUGGACGCUGGCGCAUCCAAGGACAAGGCGGAGCAGAGCGGCAGCACAGCGAUCCAAGUUGCUGCAGCCAAUGGGCAGCUGGACGUGGUGGAGUGCUUGCUAAAGGCUGGGGUCAAUGUCAACAAGCCAGACCGCUUCGGCAUCUCCCCGCUGCGGAUCGCUGCUGCGCGGGGCCACGCGGAGGUGGUGGAGCAGUUGGUGCGAAGCCGUGCACAUGUGGAACAGGUGGAUUUGGAAGGGCGCACUCCUCUUUGGAUGGCGGCGCAGAACAACGAGUGGAAGGUACUCCAGUAUUUACUGGCGGCCCAAGCUGACCCGGAGCACCGAGACACCUCGGGGGACACGCCGCUGCGCACGGCGGUGGCCUACGGGCAAGUGAGGACUGUCCAACAACUGCUGGAGCAGCGUGCAGAUGUGAAUCGACCGGGCCGGCACAGCAUGUCACCGCUGCUCGCAGCGGUGCGCGGCGGCCACACGGAGCUUCUGCGGUGUUUGCUGACCGCGCGCGCGGCGGUGAAGGACGUGAGUGGAGGCGGCGAGGUGAGCUGCCUGUUGGAAGCUGCAUCCAGAGGUGAGAUGGGGAGCGAUGCGAGCGGGAAACGCGCUUCACCCUUGGAGGCGGCUUCCGCCCGUGGAUACAUCGACGUCGUAAAGUGCUUGCUCACGGCCUCUGCAGAUCAACACCAGUCACAUGGGACCUCGCCCUUGAUUGCCGCAGCUUCCUGUGGCCAAUCAGAUGUGGUCCUGUGCUUGCUGGAGGCCAAAGCUGAUCAGCAGGUAGAGACCGGAGGCCAGACGGCCUUACACGUGGCUGCCAGCGGCGGGCACCUCCAAGUGCUACGGCAUUUGUUGGAUGCAGGAGCUGAUUCGAGGUCCUUGGACCUAGAUGGCCGCAGUGCUUUAGCCUUGGCACAGGAAGCAGGGCAUCAGGAUGUGGUGGAGCUCCUUGAGCAGGCGUGGUCCACCUGCAGUGACCAGCAUCUGGCCAUCGGUCAUCGGAAUGGGGACACAUCGUCGACCGACGAAGAAAACGCGCUGGGCAGCCUGGCAGGCAGCCACCCCUCUUCCCAAAAGGACACCAUUGCUUUGGAGGAGAAUUUGCUUUGGGUCAAUAACCUCUCUGAGACGGAGUAUGUCGAUGAUGCCCUGAUUCUGGCAGGUGAUGUCUCUGAUUCAAUGAUCACUUUGGAGUUGACUCUUCAAACGCUGGUGCACAAGUUUGCUGAUGUCUUCUUCGUUCCGGGCAAUCAUGAUCUCUGGACGGGUGAUGACAUGGACUCCCUCGGCAAGCUACUCGAGAUCUUCACACUGUGUAAACGGUUGGGAAUUCACACCGUGGCCAAGCGGAUUGGAACUCCCGAGCAGGGCUGCUGGGUGUGUCCCAUCUUGUCGUGGCAUCACCAGAGCUGGGACCCAGAACCAGACCUGGAAGGUUGGGAUCUGCCCACCGACCCCGCGCUGUGUAUGGCUGACUUCUCUCGGUGCCGGUUUCCCCCCGCUGUCUCCAUGUUCGACGACUCGGCCAGCCGCCGGGUGGAUGCGUUGAACGACCAGCUGAAGCUCCAAGAAGCGUUGGUCGAUCGACAAGAUGAGCCAUUGGUCACUUUCUCCCACUUCCUGCCACGCAUCGAGUUGCUCUUGGAGAAACGCUUCUUGAUGAUUCCUUGUUUGGCCAAGGCAUCCGGCUCCAACUUUCUCCGUGCUCGUGUGGAGCAACUGAAGCCGGACGUCCACAUUUUCGGCCACACGCACUUCGGUUGGGACACUGUGCUGGAUGGUGUCCGCUAUGUGCAGGCCGCCUUGGGAUAUCCUCACGAGAGGGAAAUGAGGUGGUUGAGCAUGGCUAAUGGCGACUUCGGUGCUGCGCCACUGUUGCUCUGGUCCUCCUCCUCGGGCUUCAGCAAGAGGUCCAGGUGUCGAUGGUCUGCCUACUAUGAACAUUAUGGCCGGAAGCCUGAAAAGGUCCUCGAAUUGGCGAGCUAUGCCGCCAGAGGCGUCAAGAAGACCAAACCUGAGGCCACGGAGUGUUUGCCAGACUUUUCGUUCUGGUAG